Molecule: messenger RNA, 790 nt
Organism: Toxorhynchites rutilus septentrionalis
Lineage: Eukaryota; Metazoa; Arthropoda; Insecta; Diptera; Culicidae
Exons: 2
Coding region: 124-789 (221 amino acids)
Source: RefSeq, a predicted model, not a curated record
UACAUCUUAUCGUCGAACUGCCAAAUUUGUCGAUGAUAAAGAGCAUAAACAAAAUUAUAAACAAAAUCAGGUCUAGCAUUUUGUUGAUCACCGGAUAGUAGAAGGGUUAACGUUCAAACAGCAAUGGAAAGAUCCGGGGCAUCCCAAGACAAGAAAGUUCCGCCGCUUAAAAUAAAAAUAAACGUCGACAGUUCACUGCGAGCGGUGUCCACAUCCGAUGAAGAUGAUCCACUGUCUGGUGAAGAAGAUUCCAGUUCUGAGAAUGGAAAUUUAAUAAUCGAUGAGAAGCACGUCGAUUCGCUGGAGGAUGGAUCGUUGGAUGGGGAAACAAUAAUUGUAGAUGAUGUUAUGAUUGACGAAGAUUUCAUAGAUGCGGAUUUUUUACAAGACUCUUCCCAGCGAUCGUCAUGUAGACAAUCUACCACUAGCGAGGAGCAGAAUGUUCACGUGGAACCGAUUAGUACUUAUCAGGAAACAAGUGCAAAUAUACCAGCUCACAGUUCCAAGGGAAGCCGGCGUAAAAGCCAUCACGUUCCGAAGCAAGCGGAUGAUGUUGUUUUUGAGGAAGCUACAAUCAUCUCCGCUCAUGACGAUGAGCUGAGUGAAUUGAAUGAGAGUCCCAAUAGGCAUUUGAUGAAAAAUAUUUCCACGCUGAGGAGCUGUUUGAAUUAUGUUCUGGAGCAGCAGGGUUAUAGGCCUAUGUCAUUCAAGCAUAACUCUGAUAAUGUUACGAAACUUAUCGAACAAUAUAAUCAAAUGAAGAAUAUAAAAAGCAGCAAAAAAUAUUGAA